Messenger RNA from Mesorhabditis spiculigera, 393 nucleotides. The record is from the annotation of a GenBank genome assembly. Lineage: Eukaryota; Metazoa; Nematoda; Chromadorea; Rhabditida; Rhabditidae.
AUGGCCGAAAUCAAUGAAAGAGCGUCAUGCUCAUCUCCAGCCGAGCCAUCUAAAGCUUCGGCUUCAACUAACCAAGUGCGGCAAGCCGCUGAAAAUAUGUACGACAAGAUUGGGCAACUUUUGGAAUCGCAAAUUCAAGGAACGAUUGACGAAUAUAAGCUGCUCGAAGAUAUGAACAACGCCACGGCUCAACGGUACACCGACAUGAAGACUGUUGCUGAAGGCGUGUCCUCGAAAUUGGAUCGCCUUAAUGAGAAAUAUGCGUCGCUAAAACCAUAUCUCAAGCAAAUUGAUGAAAUGGAAGUCAGCACUCGAAAAUUGGAGGAAGCUGUCAACGUUCUGGACACUUAUGUGGCUGCUUUAGAGGGCAAACUACAAACAAUCCAGGCUUCA